Molecule: messenger RNA, 558 nt
Organism: Rotaria socialis
Lineage: Eukaryota; Metazoa; Rotifera; Eurotatoria; Philodinida; Philodinidae
Source: the annotation of a GenBank genome assembly
AUGAGCACCUUAAGAGCUAAAGCUGUAUUAAUUGGCGAUGAAGUUCAUAUCGCUGGUAAUAAAGAUCACUGGGGCCGUGGUAGUGGAGAAACAGCGAGUACAACAACUGCAUCAUCGAAAAAACCAGUUUUUGGUAUCGUUGAAUUCGAACAAAACGGUGAUACAGUUGUUCUUACAGGAAAAAUUGAAGGACUUGGAGAAAAUACACAACAUGGUUUUCAUAUUCACGAGUUCGGUGAUGUUAGCAAUGGAUGUACAUCAGCUGGUCCACAUUUUAACCCACAUAAAAAACAACAUGCUGGUCCAGAUGAUGCUGAUCGACAUGUUGGUGAUUUAGGAAAUGUUCAAUCGGAUGCCAACGGUGUGGUAACAUUAAAUCUAACAGAUAAAGUAAUUUCACUUCAUGGUGGAAAUUCAAUUCUUGGUCGUUGUUUGGUUAUUCACGAAAAAGCUGAUGAUUUGGGUCGUGGUGGUGAUGAAGAAUCGAAAAAAACUGGUAACGCUGGAAAACGUUUAGCUUGCGCUAUUAUUGGUACAAUUAAUGCGGAAAAAAAGUAA